GGGGCGCGCAGCGGGGAGCUCAGGAAGUGCACUGGCUGCAACAAGCCGUUUCCUGCGCUUUGUGUGUGUGACAGCGAGACGGGCGGCAGCGAGAGGCGGCGGCUCCCGAGCAUCCCUCCCCGCGGCCGCUAAUGUUCCCUAACAUCGUCUGAAAAUCCAGAGCCAUGACCACUCACGUCACACUGGAAGAUGCCUUGUCCAAUGUGGACCUGCUGGAGGAGCUACCGCUGCCAGACCAGCAGCCAUGCAUCGAGCCACCUCCCUCUUCCAUCAUGUACCAGGCUAAUUUCGACACAAACUUUGAAGACAGAAAUGCCUUUGUGACCGGCAUUGCCAGGUACAUCGAACAGGCUACGGUGCACUCGAGCAUGAAUGAAAUGCUGGAAGAAGGACAUGAAUACGCAGUGAUGCUUUACACUUGGAGGAGCUGCUCUCGGGCCAUACCCCAGGUGAAAUGUAACGAACAGCCGAACCGGGUGGAAAUUUAUGAGAAGACCGUGGAAGUUCUGGAGCCGGAGGUCACCAAGCUGAUGAAGUUCAUGUAUUUCCAGCGCAAGGCUAUCGAGCGGUUCUGCAACGAGGUGAAGCGCUUGUGCCAUGCUGAGAGAAGGAAGGAUUUUGUCUCCGAGGCCUAUCUCCUGACGCUGGGGAAGUUCAUUAACAUGUUUGCCGUGCUGGAUGAGCUGAAGAACAUGAAGUGCAGCGUCAAAAAUGACCACUCUGCCUACAAAAGAGCUGCCCAGUUUUUGAGGAAGAUGGCUGACCCUCAGUCUAUUCAGGAAUCCCAGAACCUCUCCAUGUUCCUGGCGAACCACAAUCGGAUCACACAGUGUUUGCAUCAGCAGCUGGAAGUUAUCCCUGGCUAUGAGGAGCUGCUGGCGGAUAUUGUCAACAUCUGUGUGGACUACUAUGAAAACAAGAUGUACCUGACGCCCAGCGAGAAGCACAUGCUCUUAAAGGUGAUGGGCUUUGGUCUCUAUCUGAUGGAUGGGAAUGUCAGCAACAUUUACAAACUGGACACCAAGAAGAGGAUCAAUCUUAGCAAAAUAGACAAGUUCUUCAAGCAGCUGCAGGUGGUUCCCUUAUUCGGCGAUAUGCAGAUAGAACUGGCCAGAUACAUUAAGACCAGUGCUCACUAUGAGGAGAACAAAUCCAAGUGGAUGUGCACUCAGAGCAGCAUCAGUCCCCAGUACAACAUCUGUGAGCAGAUGGUCCAGAUCCGAGACGACCACAUCCGCUUCAUCUCUGAGCUCGCCCGCUACAGCAACAGUGAGGUGGUCACCGGCUCGGGGCUGGACAGCCAGAAGUCAGAUGAGGAAUACAGGGAGCUCUUUGACUUGGCUUUACGGGGACUGCAGCUGCUCUCCAAGUGGAGCGCCCAUGUCAUGGAAGUGUAUUCUUGGAAGCUGGUACAUCCCACCGAUAAGUUCUGUAACAAAGAUUGCCCAGGCACCGCUGAGGAGUAUGAGAGAGCCACCCGGUACAACUACACCAGUGAGGAGAAAUUUGCCUUUGUGGAGGUAAUUGCCAUGAUCAAGGGUCUGCAAGUGCUGAUGGGCCGGAUGGAGAGUGUCUUUAACCAGGCCAUCAGAAACACUAUCUAUGCAGCCCUGCAAGACUUUGCCCAGGUGACCCUCCGAGAGCCAUUGAGACAAGCAGUCAGGAAAAAGAAGAAUGUCCUGAUUAGUGUCCUUCAGGCAAUCCGGAAGACAAUCUGUGACUGGGAGGGAGGUCGGGAGCCCCCUAAUGACCCCUGCCUGAGAGGCGAGAAGGACCCCAAAGGUGGAUUCGAUAUUAAGGUUCCUCGACGAGCAGUGGGUCCAUCAAGCACACAGCUUUACAUGGUGCGGACUAUGCUGGAGUCGCUCAUCGCAGACAAGAGCGGCUCGAAGAAGACUCUAAGGAGCAGCUUGGAUGGGCCAAUAGUCCUGGCCAUUGAGGAGUUUCACAAGCAGUCCUUCUUCUUCACCCACCUUCUCAACAUCAGCGAAGCCCUGCAGCAGUGCUGCGAUCUCUCCCAGCUCUGGUUCCGAGAAUUCUUUCUGGAGCUGACCAUGGGCCGUCGGAUCCAGUUCCCCAUUGAGAUGUCCAUGCCCUGGAUUCUCACGGACCACAUCCUGGAAACCAAGGAACCCUCCAUGAUGGAGUACGUGCUGUAUCCCUUGGACCUGUAUAAUGACAGCGCAUAUUAUGCCUUGACCAAGUUUAAAAAGCAGUUCCUAUACGAUGAAAUUGAAGCUGAAGUGAACUUGUGUUUUGACCAGUUUGUGUACAAGUUGGCAGAUCAGAUCUUUGCCUAUUAUAAAGCAAUGGCUGGCAGUGUCUUACUGGAUAAACGUUUCCGGGCUGAAUGUAAGAAUUAUGGCGUGAUUAUCCCUUACCCGCCAUCCAAUCGCUACGAGACGUUACUCAAACAGAGACACGUCCAGCUGCUGGGUAGAUCAAUUGACCUGAACAGGCUCAUAACUCAGCGUAUUUCAGCUGCGAUGUACAAAUCAUUAGACCAGGCCAUUAGCCGCUUUGAGAGUGAAGACCUGACCUCCAUUGUGGAGCUGGAGUGGCUCUUGGAGAUAAAUCGUUUGACACACCGGCUGCUGUGUAAGCACAUGACUUUGGACAGCUUUGAUGCCAUGUUCCGAGAGGCCAAUCACAACGUCUCUGCGCCUUAUGGGCGUAUCACCCUGCAUGUCUUCUGGGAGCUAAACUUCGACUUUCUACCCAACUACUGCUACAAUGGCUCCACCAACCGGUUUGUACGGACAGCGAUCCCAUUCACCCAGGAACCACAGAGAGACAAGCCAGCCAACGUCCAGCCCUAUUACCUCUAUGGAUCAAAGCCACUGAACAUUGCCUACAGUCACAUCUACAGCUCCUACCGUAACUUCGUGGGGCCUCCUCAUUUCAAGACAAUCUGCCGGCUCCUAGGCUAUCAAGGGAUCGCAGUGGUGAUGGAGGAGCUGCUGAAGAUCGUCAAAAGCCUGUUACAGGGCACCAUUCUGCAGUAUGUGAAAACAUUGAUAGAGGUGAUGCCCAAAAUAUGCCGCUUGCCAAGACAUGAGUAUGGAUCUCCAGGAAUCUUGGAGUUUUUCCAUCACCAGCUGAAGGACAUCAUUGAGUAUGCAGAGCUGAAGACUGAUGUAUUCCAGAGCCUUAGAGAAGUGGGCAAUGCUAUUCUGUUCUGCCUCCUCAUAGAGCAGGCCCUGUCCCAGGAAGAAGUUUGUGAUUUGCUGCAUGCUGCUCCCUUCCAAAAUAUUUUGCCCAGGGUCUACAUCAAAGAAGGAGAACGCUUGGAGGUACGCAUGAAGCGUCUCGAAGCCAAAUAUGCCCCACUUCACCUGGUUCCCUUAAUAGAGAGGCUGGGAACUCCUCAGCAAAUAGCCAUUGCUCGGGAGGGUGACUUGCUGACCAAGGAGCGGCUGUGCUGCGGGCUCUCCAUGUUCGAGGUGAUCCUGACACGCAUUCGCAGCUACCUGCAGGACCCAAUCUGGCGUGGGCCUCCCCCUACCAACGGGGUCAUGCACGUGGAUGAGUGUGUCGAGUUCCACCGGCUCUGGAGUGCCAUGCAGUUUGUGUACUGCAUCCCCGUGGGGACGAACGAGUUCACUGCAGAGCAGUGCUUUGGAGAUGGUUUGAAUUGGGCCGGCUGCUCCGUCAUUGUUCUCCUCGGGCAGCAGCGACGCUUCGACCUCUUUGACUUCUGUUAUCAUCUGCUGAAGGUGCAGAGGCAGGAUGGGAAGGAUGAAAUCAUAAAGAAUGUGCCCCUGAAGAAGAUGGCUGACCGCAUCAGGAAGUAUCAGAUUCUGAACAACGAGAUUUUCGCCAUCCUGAACAAGUACAUGAAGUCGGUGGAAACAGACAGCUCCACGGUUGAGCACGUGCGCUGCUUCCAGCCCCCCAUCCACCAGUCCCUGGCUACCACUUGCUAAGCAUGGAUAUUAAACCCCUUUGGGAUUAGGGAGGAAGAAAGAUUGGAUCAGAACAAGAACUGGGAAGGGGAAACUUGACCAUGUGGCUCUGGCAACAAGAGAGAUUGGGUACACCUGACACACACACAUCUUCCGAUCUGGCCCUGUUUGAGUGUAUGUGCUGUAGCAUCCCUGUGGCUGGCUUUAUCUGUAGCUUUAAGACUGGGUGUGGGAGGGGGCAGGAUGUGCUUUUCUUCCACGCGGUGGGUUGGUUUUUUUGGUUUUGUUUUUCUGUGAUACGACCCGUCGAACCCAAAACUCUGAAGCCAUAUUAGAGUCCUAGGUGUCGAGUUCCAGGCACAAGCUGAUUGUUUCAGAGCGCCAGAAGCCAUCUCCCACUGCGGGUGCAGUGAGGUAUGUGGAACUUCCCCUUGUGAUGCAUGACUGCUGCAGGAGAGUUUGAAGACGCCCCUUGUUUGGUGAGGCAGAAUAGCAGUGCUUCUCACUUGGCAGCCCACAGGGGAAGAAGUAGCCUGACCAGAGAAAGGAAACCAAGUUGAUUCAGAGUUUGAGUCUAGCAUCACUGUCCAUCUAGGAUUGGAGAUUUCCCCGCUCUUUUCACCACAUCUUCUUCCCUUCUAGACUCUCUCUCCGCUGCUUGGUAAGGGGGCUUUGUGAUGCAUGGGUUUCAGACUAGCCGUGAGUGACUGAAUGGCUGUCCUCUGCAUUUCAGAGAGCUGGGAGACAAGAUACCAUCCUGGUGUUUUCCCACUACAGGCCAUAUCCCCACUACUAAUUCAGAAGAGGUGCCCCCUGAAGCUGUAUCUACCAGGGAGUAAACAGUGAAAUCUCCUAAUGAAUGCUGUGUGCUACAUUUACCUGAAAAUUCUACUCGCUAUAUUCCUGGGGUGGGAGGAGGAAUCAGUGAUCCUGGCAGCCCAGCUUACCUCCAGAAUGUACAUGUACUUUGGCUUUUAGCCAAGGAUCAAACAUCCACAUUCGACAAUGAGCUGGAAGCUACAAUUUGUGUCCAUUCUUGAGUGACAGUUUUCUUUGUUUCAAAUGAGUUCCUCCACUACAUAUGCCUACAGGGCAUGGAGAGUGCCAGUCGGGGUGAACGGAAACCCUAUCACACAGAAACAGCAGGAUCCUUUAGAGCAGAGGAAAUGAAAUAAGCAUCAGAAAGGAAAUUAAUACAGUUCCCGGAGGGUUCUACAAAGCAAAUACAGGAUUUUGUUUCCUUCUGAUUCUUUAACAUUGUCCAGGAUCCUGUGAGAUUAAAAGAACCUAGUUGAAACAUCAAGGAACAUUUCAAAACUCAUUGUGUUCCCUUCUUCCCCACAUCAGCUUCUUUGAAGUGAGAUGAAGGGUCUUGUUUGAUGUGGCAAAAGCUAAGGGGCCAGAUCCGGAUCUCAUCUACACAGGGGUAAACCUGGAGUAACCCCUUGGACUUCAGUGAAGUCACUCGAGAUUUACACAGAUAGAGAUGAGACCAGAACCUUCUCUCCGGAAUUAAGAAUUACUGGCCAGGCCACAUGCACCUCUCCUAAUCCACCCUGACCUCACCACUAAGAAAGUUUUAAUUUCUUGAUUUUAUUUAGGUUAAAUCAGACCUUUGCCAUUAUGUAAUACAGCAGUGUUGGUGCACUGUAUCUCAACAUAACCCAGACACUUGGUUCAGCUUAUUUAGGACAAUGCACUGCUCUCACAAAUGCUGGGAAGCCAGAGACAGCGAGCAGUUAUUCUAUCUGAGGGAACAGUAAGUAGAUCAGUUGAAGAGGUGUCCCGUCUGGAACAUUCUGUCUGAGACCAGAAGCCAUCUCAAUAUUGUUGGCUAGAGGUGAAUUUCUGAUGGGAGAUGCCUUUGUUCUCCCAGAGACCUACCUCUGUUUCCCUGGCAACCAGUGAAUAUCCCCCUCAAGCGCUGCUGGGCAUAUUGGCCACCUUGAGUUUCCUGAGGCAGCUGUUUAAGCUACAAAAAGAAAUCUCUGGUGCAUUUUAAUCUGAAACUAACAUGAAGGCUGAGGGAAAUCAUCUCAGAUCAUUGACUCAAAUCAUCUCAAAUCAUCAGGCAGGAAAAGACUUGAGUCUGAGAGGGGGGAUUUUUUUCCAUCCCGUCUGGAGGAAGAACAGCAUGUUCAGGGACACAAACAUUGAAAGGUUCUGCUUUAUAUAUGAUAACUGCUCCUCUACUAAGGAUGAAAGGCCUGGUUCCCUGCUCUGUUACAUCAGCCUGAUGUUACUACACUGAAGUCAGUGGACCUACAUACGUGUAAAAAAUCUGGGUUAGCAGAGUGGGGACAUCAGGUAUGUUAUUUUUUUGUGUGUGAAAUGAGAUGACAGAAAAGAUCCUAAAUGGUAUUUUUUCUUGGGCUAAAGGGGUUCUCAAACUUCAUUGCACCACGACCCCCUUCUGACAACAAAGUCACUGCAUGACCCUGGGAAUGGCACAGAGCCCAAGCCCCUCAACCUCAGGUGGGGGAGAGGGGGCCGAAGCCCGAGGCCUUCCCCCCACCCCGCAGGUGGGGGAAGAGGGGUCGCAGUCCAAGCCUGCAGGCCUCCUAGGUGCGCACGACUGCUGCAGGCCUCGCGUUUUGGGGGGCCCCACAGGCCAGUGCAAUUGGCUCCUGCAGGCGGUCCUGGAAGUCACAAAUUCAUCACUUCCACCCUGGGCUUCGCCUCCCUAGGGGCCCGGAAUUUCUGUCGGUGGGCCUGGUUGUGGCACAAAACACUACAAGGUUAAUAUAUAAGGGUGAAGUGUACCACACGGCCUAGCUCCAGCAGCUAGACACACUUGGCUGUAUGCGAUUAGAGCCUGUCUUCCAGCACUUAGGCUGUGAAUGAGGUGUGGUGUAUUUCACCACGUAUGAACAUCAGCUUGCGAAAUGUAAUGUUCUUUAGCUGUUGUUUUAGGGGAUUAGUUCUUGAGGCCUAUAAAGCACAGUUGGAUGAGCUGAAAUGGAAUGCAUGGACCAAUAUAUGUGUCUGUUGUCCAUGCAUGGGGAAUUUGCUUGAACAAAAUGACCUCCCCACCCUUCUCAGGACCUGUUGGGGGAGGGGGGGAAGAAUAAAAAAUUCUGAGCAGGAAACCAAAGCCGUAUGAUUAAAACCGAGUAUAUUUCAGCUGUAGGGCUUAUGCGGGUGUUUUACGCUGGUGCUCAAGUAGUGUGGGAUGGCAGCAAGGGCUCAGUCAUACAACCUUUAUUCAUGCAACUUGAUUUCAAUACCCUUUUCUACCAAAAGGAUGCAAGUCAGUUGUGUAGAUCUUAGCUCCUGUUCUCAAAUCCUUUUUGACUGCAUAUUUAGUAAAGAUUUCAAGAUAGGGCCAUUGAAUGAACUGGAUAACCUUUUCUGUUUUGCUUGUUCUUUUUAAUCUAAUAAUCUUUAGUCUUUAAGAUGCAAAUUAUUAACAGUGAGGGUAACUAACCACUGGAACAGAUUACCAAAGGAUGUGGUAAAUCCUCCAGCACUUGGGAUAUGUCUACACUGCAGAGUAAGCCCAGGGUUCGAACUCAGAUUCAAGCCUACCGUCUACACACAAAUUGUGCUAACCCAGGGCUUGGAUCCUUGCUCUGGGUACCACCAAAAGUAUCCUACAAUCCCAUGGGCUAACUUUCUAUGUCUUCUGGACAGUCAGGUUUCUCCACUCUGCAUCACUAACAAAAGGCUAGAGCAGCCACGUUUUGGGGAGGGAGGGCACUAGCAAGUCUGGGACAUGGAUUGUUGGACUCAGGUCCAAAUAAUGCAGUGUAGAUGCUGGCGCCUCAGGGUUCAACAAUUCCUACCCGGGGGUGGGAGGGGUGGUGGGGCGGGGGCGGUUUACAGAUGAAUGUAGACUCUCAAGGCCUAAUAAACACAUGGUCUGCUCACUGAAGUUCUACUAACCCUGGGCUUACAUUCCAGGGUAGAUAUGCCCUCAGAGUCUUUAAAUCAAGACUGGAUGUAUGUGUUCCUUAUAUGCACACAGAAGUUGUUGGGUUUGAUACAGCAAUUAGUGGAUAAAAUGUUGUGGCCUGAGUUAUGCAGGAGGUCCAACUAGAUUAUCAUAAUGAUCCCUUCAUGCCUUAAAAAUCUAUGAAAUGCAGUGCACAGCCCCAUUCCUUGAUGAUGAUGUACUUGAUUUUGAGCAGCCCAGUAGAAAGGGGAAAUCAAACCAACUCAAACUCUACUUCAAUGGCAUUCUUUUCUCCAACAACACUUGUUAGGAGCGGUGAACACUCUUGUCCUUUUUCUCCUAUAUUAUUCCAAUUCAGUUGGUUUAUGUGUUUGUGAACCAGAGCAAAACUUUGUUCUUGAACGUUUAAAAAAAAAUGUUUGCAAGAACACUUGUCCAAUGUACCAUAUUUGUACGAAGAGCUACUUGGGGAUUUUUGUACAAUGAAUUUAAAUUUAUUUAUGGUGAAGUAUAUUUCUGCUUGUGAUUGAAUAUGGUGUUAAUUCAUGAAUGCUGUGCAGCCGGAGAUGAUGUUUUGUAUUUUUUGUUGUUGUUCCUGUGUUGGUCAACAGAAGCUUCCAUCUCUAUUAAAAAUGCUUCUGUGACGAUAAAGCACCUGGUACCUGGCAAUAUGUCCCCUGACACAGCAACCACCAAUGUGUACAACAAAUGUGGGAUGCUUUUUGUAAUUGGGAAAAAUAAAAGUGGGGCUCAUUGGAGAAAUGGGCAAAUCCUAAAUUAUGUCAAAUUAUGCCUGCGAAAAUGGCAGGCUGUUAAAUGUUGCUGAAAAUUUUGACUUUUUGUCGAAACCCAAACAUUCUUCAUGUUUCAGGCUCCUCCUUUUCCAACAAUAAGAAAGAUGAAAAAUUUCAAGGGAAAACAGACACUUUCUGCAAAAUAAUUUCAUUGAGUUGCAAACCCAGUUCGCAGUCACACACACAAAGCUUUGAUGGAAGAGCGGACAAGCCCGACUCAACACAGUUUUGAACUAUGGUCCAGAUUCACUGCACUAACACAGCUUGCUGUGUCAAAAGGGGCUUCUGCACUCCACCAGGUUCUCGCUGUCACCUUCUCCCAGGGGUUAGUGCCACUUGGAUGCACCCUUCAUGCUUUGGUUCCCUCUAAGGGCACCGUAGAAGCUGCAAUGCAGAGGAAACACACUUGCGUCAGUGCAUCCUAUCUUUACUGGCCUAAAGUGGUCAGGACUUUGGUUUUAAAUCUCAGGCACCUCUUGAAGCACAAUGCCCGCUUAACACCAGGUGGAGGGACUGCUUCUGUAAUGAUCAGAGAGGAAAGAGUGCCAGAUUUUGGAUCAUUCCCAUUGUAGCCUGCAUCACUUAGAAGUCUCUUCAAGCUCUCCUGUCCCAGGACUGGUUUCAGAGGAACAGCCGUGUUAGUCUGUAUUCGCAAAAAGAAAAGGAGUACUUGUGGCACCUUAGAGACUAACCAAUUUAUUUGAGCAUGAGCUUUCGUGAGCCACAGCUCACUUCAUCAGAUGUGUACCGUGGAAACUGCAGCAGACUUUAUAUACACACAGAGAAUAUGAAACAAUACCUCCUCCCACCCCACUGUCCUGCUGGUAAUAGCUUAUCUAAAGUGAUCAGCAGGUGGGCCAUUUCCAGCACAAAUCCAGGUUUUCUCACCCUCCACCCCCCCACACAAAUUCACUCUCCUGCUGGUGCUAGCCCAUCCAAAGUGACAACUCUUUACAUAAUCAAGUCGGGCUAUUUCCUGCAUAGAUCCAGGUUUUCUCACUUCCCCCCCACCCCCAAACACACACAAACUCACUCUCCUGCUGGUAAUAGCUCAUCUAAACUGACCACUCUCCAAGUUUAAAUUCAAGUUAAACCAGAAUAUCUGGGGGGGGAGGACUGACCCUCCCUGGAACCGGUUACGCUGUACGAAUGUAGCUUGAGUCAGUACAGCUGAAGAGACAAAGGUAAUUUUUAGCACAGGACUGUGGGUGGGGGAAAGGAGGGAAAAUCAAUUUAACUGAAUCAAAUUCACAGAACCUAAAAAGAUACUCCUGCCUUAAGAGCACACUCUGUCUGUGGCAGGGCCACCUUAAAAAGACAGCUUCACAUGAUUGUUUAUGGGAAAGGCCUCUGAAAGUGAAUAGGAACAAAACGUAUAGGCAUCCAUUGAAAUAGAAUGGGAUCCUUUCUUUAUGUUGUUUGUAGUGUUCGCGUGGGUUUGAAAACAAUUGAAUGAAAUUCUACAGCAGGGACAGAAUUCCUUUUUUUCAGUUCUAUAGAACUUUUGCAUAAAGAAUAGCUGGGGAAUGAGUCUGGCUGACAGACAAAAUCAGAUUAAAGGAACUACGUAAAUGCAAAACAUAUUAUCUCAUUACUCUUGUUUCAUUAUUUGGCUCAAAACUGCCCACAUUUGCUCAAAACUAGUGUCCAACAUUUCCACACACCCAGGGUGCCUUUCAUGUUUGUAACAACCUCUCUUCCCCCCAACAAAACCCAACCAUCUGAGUUUCACUUGAUUUCAAGUUUUGGAGUAAGUGUUUUGCAGAUAAGGGAUCUGCAAACAAAAUGACCUUUGGAACAGUGUAUCACUCUGCCUCUGCACUUUGUCCUUACAGAAUCCACUUGAUCUGAUGCCUGGAAGCCUCUAAUGAAUGUCCCUAUAGUUAUCCUCACUAGUCUAGUGGAAUCUCUGUACCUGAGCUGCAAAUUGCCAGGCAUUAAGCCUGUCUCUGGAUCAAGAGCAGAUAACAGUGAGUUUCCCCCUCCCUCAGCACUUGAUGCCCGUGCAUAUCAAUUGCUACUUGUCUUCUCCUGUCAUGGAUACAAAGGCGAACAGGGAGGCCGUAAACAUCGCAUGGCAGCAAGAUGGGACAUGUGACUUGCUUCUUCUUGAGGAAAACCCUGUCUUGGCCUUUUGCCUGCAGGAAUUCACCUACAAUUGCUUCUUGGGGGAAGUGCAAACAUCAGUGAGGGGUGCAAAAGAAAACUCCCCAGAAAAUAUAGCACAUCUUAACACUGCAACCCCCUGGGAAAGCUGCCAGGCUGUCUGGUAUUCUACCGUCAUUAUUGGGCCAGUGCAGAGCCAGGAAUAGAGCCCAGGGGACCCCAGAUGGACAGGCCUCUGCUGUAAAACAGUAUUGCCAAUGUCACACAUUCAAAAAUAUGAGUAAAGCCCUCCAGAAAGGAGAUUUUAAAUAAAUAAAUGUGGAGUUCUGUUAAUUUACUUUUUGAGCCUUUACGAUAUACUUGGGUCACACUUAACCCUUUUUUCCAUAACCACGAAGUCUAGAAACUUUUUUUCUGAUGAAAUAGAUUUUUGUGAAAUAACAUGACCCCAGUCUAAAUAUUAUUCUGUCAUGAGAGUGAGCAACACUGGAACCACUAGCUCAUCCCCAGACAACGGUUAUGUUGAGAACUGCUAAAUAAAAGGCUGUUUUCCUA
Caretta caretta (loggerhead turtle) is the source of this 11255-nucleotide messenger RNA. It is a transcript of the gene CYFIP2, whose product is annotated as cytoplasmic FMR1 interacting protein 2. NCBI's taxonomy places the organism in Eukaryota, Metazoa, Chordata, Testudines, Cheloniidae. The record is from RefSeq and is a predicted model, not a curated record. Gene Ontology annotation, biological process: regulation of actin filament polymerization. Gene Ontology annotation, molecular function: small GTPase binding.